Messenger RNA from Fraxinus pennsylvanica, 1440 nucleotides. The record is from the annotation of a GenBank genome assembly. Lineage: Eukaryota; Viridiplantae; Streptophyta; Magnoliopsida; Lamiales; Oleaceae.
AUGUACAGGCAGUCCCCUAGUAGGACCCAGAGAUCCAAGGGAAUCAAGAUUAAGCAUGUUCUGCAAAUUUGUUUAUUGCUUGCUGUUUGCUUUUGGUUGAUAUACCAAGUCAAGCAUUCCCAUGAUAAGAAGAAAGAAUUCGAUGAAAGUGAUUCGAAAACUUCACUUAAUAGAGCAAGUAGCAAUGAAAUUUUAACACUUGGGAGGAAAGACAUCCGCCCUCGAGUGGAAGAAACAGUUACUAAGAAAGGGAAACAUGAUGAAGCAGCAAUAGAACAGGAAACCAUUGAAGAAGAAGUAGAAGACAAUAAGCAUGAAGAAGAUGAGCAAGAAAUCAAGAAAGCCGAUCAGAAAGAAGAUGAAGGGACAAGAGGUGAAGGGGACGAGAUAAAUGAGCACGAACAUGUGAAAUCGGAUGCAGAAAUUGAUAGAGAAGAGGAAUUUAUAGACGAAGAGAAGGAAGGACAUGAGGGUGAUGAGAACAGCACAGAAGAAAAAUAUUCUGACGAGAAUAAUGGUGAAACGGUGAAGGAAGGUUUGGAGGACAAUGAUCAUGAUAGAGAUGAACAUAGUGCACGUGAGGAAAAUUACAAGGCUGACGAUGCUUCUAGUGCCGUGGCACAUGAUAAUCAAGUCAUAGAUCCUGAAAACGAGAAUGGAAGCUUAGAAAACACUAAGGAGCAGCCCAAAACCAACAUUUUUGGACGGGAAAAGAAGGAGAACAGCGGUGAGGGAAUCAGUUUAGGUGACAAAAGAACAGAUUUAGAGGUGAAGGAUGGCGAUGUGGCUAAAAGUGACAAUCAGUUCAAUGUGACAACCAAUGAAGCAGAGGAGAAUCAGAAAGAAAACUUUGAUAACAGCUCACUUUCAAAUACAACAUUAACAGAAGGGACCAUUGAUCAUAGAGAAACAAGCAACAACUUGUCAGAGGUGAGAAUGGAGAGUCAUGAUCCGUCCUUGCUGAAUGGAACCGGGAGCAAGUUGGAAUUAAAUCAUGGUCAGAACGUGUCUGUUGGGGGUACAACAUCAGGGGAGGCCAAUAACUCCUCUUCAGAUGAGGAUAAUAAUCAUGUUGAUUCUAAUUCAACACUUCUUGUCAAAAAUAAAGACUCGGAAUCAAGCUUGGGAGAGUUCUCUGAUUCAUCUAAUAAUUCAAAGUCAUCUGUAUCUGAAAAUAUCGGAUCGGAGUUAUCUGUAGAAGCAGGAAAUAAGACUGAAUCUUUAACAGAAAAGAAUGAUGCUACUGAGGUUGAUAAAUCAGAUACCUAUGGCGGAACAGAUGAAUUCUCUGACCAGACUUCUGAGGAAGUUCAACAUGACCCCAUCAUUUCAUCUGAUUCAUCCAAUUCCUUGGACGAGAAAGAUGUCCGCACAGAUCUUGAAACCCUUCCGGAUAUACAAACUGCAGGAACUAGCAUCGAAGAUGCUGCAGCAGAAUGA